ACCACCGCCAUUGGAAGAUAUGUCUGAGAUGCUGAGACAGGUUGACAAUUUGAGAGACAUUAGGAAAACGAAGAAAUCAAAUGCGGCACAAGCUGCAUUAAACAAUGCUAGCAGGCAGAGUGGAGAUAAACCGAUAAACACAGCUACUGCACAGAACAGUGCACAUGUUCCUCUGCAGGCAGGAGCAAGUGCUAUGCCCAGUGGAGCAGCAGCCAACGCGGAGAUGCUGUCAAAUAAUGCAGUGGGUGGAGCUUCAGGGGGUCAAGGUGCCACUGGAGGAGCUGACGUCAGACCAAAGAUCAAGAAUAAAAACCAAACAUUCGGGGGCUUUCAGAAAGGCUUUCUCUUCAAUGCCACAGCUUCGAGUGGUAAACACGAUAAAAGGACUAAUGAAACACGGAAUUUGACAGAGAGUAAUGCUGCUGGUGCUAAAAAGACAUACAAUAAAGACAUGCCUUUUAUAAAGCCUAAGCAAACCAACCGAGAAAAGGGACUGGAGAUCCCAGAGGUUCAACAGGCAAUGCUAGCCAGUGAAGGGUUGCUACAAAAUAAAGAGUGGUUGACAGAUGAUUUAUUGUCACAGAUUCAGGGUAAUGACUUGUUGGCACGGCGACUGACAGACCCCGUAUUUGUGCAGGCUAUUGGAGAGUUUCAGAGUGACCCCCAAGGGGCCAUGUUAAAGUAUCAGAAUAACUCAGAAAUUCAGAAAUUCUUUAAAGAUUUCUGUGGAAUUAUAGGGGAUCACUUUACAAAGCUAGGCAAUAAACAAGAUUUGGAGAAGCCGAGUGCAAAGGCCCGGGAGGUAGACAGUGCAGGGGUGAACGUCCUGAACAGUAAUAUAAACUCAGCGAUGGCCCCUGCUGACGAGGAUGAGAGAAGGAUGCAGGAGAUCCUGGCUAACCCAGAGAUCAGACAGAUACUUAUAGACCCCGACAUACAAAGGCUGGUGCAGACCCUAAGGUCUAACCAAGUCCAGGCUCAAAGCAUCUUGCAUUCAGCUGACCCUGAAAUGAGGAGGAAAAUAAAGAAGUUGAUAGAUGCUGGACUGUUGGUAUUUCAGACCUGAAUUCUGGGGUGUGCAGGUUUGAGAGAGGGACUGAUCAGUGAUCUGCCAGGAUAUCAGCCUGACAGGCCAAGAGGCUGGGUGACAGUCUCACCAUGUCCGCAUCACUGUUUCCUGCUUCAUGUUGCUUAUCCAGUACGCUCAUGAUGCUGAGCUUUAGUAUGGUGACAUUGCUGUAUGCGGUGCCCUGCGCUUCACAUUUCACACAGCUGCCAUGUUCUGUAUGACACAAGUCAAGAGCACGGGGGAAAAAUCUGCCUGACAUGACCUAAAGAUGCUUGACAAGUGCAUUGAUUCCAGUUGCGUGGUAAAGCCAAAAAGGCACUAAAGUGCAUAUCUAGAAGAUGCUCAGAUGUGUGGUAAGAGUUCAGACAGGUAUUUAGCCUGGGCUAAAGUUUCAGGUGUCAUUUGUUAUGUCUAUGUAUUAGGAUGAGUAUUGUUGAGGCCAGACAUAGAUACAAAUCUCAUUCUAAUACAUUUAAACAUAAGAAACUUAAGCUCAUUGUUGGACAGUAAUCCCCUUGAGUACAUAUCUGGUACAUCCCCAAAGUCGAAAUGGAUUACGUAGCAAAAUGCUCUUCUGAGGAAAAGGUUUUACCUGGUGCUGGGCAUUAAUGGCUGUUACUUAUGUCAAAUCUGAUUUAAUUUUCAUGAAAACUGAUGCAAAUUAUUGUGCAUUGUGAAGGCUGACCUUGACGUGGUGCAGACUGACAAUGCUACAUUUUGCUGGAGUGGUUCGUCAAGUGGAAGAAAAAAUAUGAAUGUUUUUGUCAUUUAAAGGUUAUGUUAGAAGAUUGAAAUUUGCAAUGGAAGGAAAACUGAUUACUUGUUUUUAAGAUAAGGAAAGUUGUCUAGAUUGUAAUAGAUUUCAUUGUAAGAAGAUGGCAUGGCUGGUCGGUUAUUUCAGUUCGAGAGUAUUAUUAUAUUUUGUUUUUAUUCUUUGUAUCUAAAACAAACUGUAAUUUGGUAUGUAUUAGGCUGUAGUUUCAGAGAUUUGAUCUUUUUUGUUUUUCAAUUCAUUUGUUUGAAGCCUUUAUAGAGUACAUGUAGUGGAGUGUCAUUUUGAAAAAAAAGAUGUAAACCAUUUAUGAUGCCUAUGUUCCUACAGUUAUUAUCUUUCACUGUGAUCUUUUGUACACAGUGGAAAGAUUUUUUGUGUGUGUAUCAAUGAUUCUUAUCAAGAUUUUAUUCCUAGCUUCCGUGUUCUUGAUUCUCUUUUUGCAACUGUUGGCUCCAAGACGCGCUAUCCCCUAACUGAUACAAGACAUUCCACCAGUUUGUUUUGUCUGUUUGUGAUUGCUUUGCAGGAACAGGAGGGAAAAAAAAUGUCAUCCUCGUCAUUGUGGAGUCACCGUAUCAGAGUUAACUCCUUUGUUCACUAAUGCAAGGCCCCAGUGCUUUAAAAAGCAAUCAUUACUACACUAUACUGUAAAAACAAUGUGAUAAUGUGUUUUGAAAAUUUAACCCUGUGCCAAAUAGCUGAAC
Liolophura sinensis is the source of this 2548-nucleotide messenger RNA. RefSeq lists its product as uncharacterized. The transcript is spliced from 5 exons. The record is from RefSeq and is a predicted model, not a curated record. NCBI's taxonomy places the organism in Eukaryota, Metazoa, Mollusca, Polyplacophora, Chitonida, Chitonidae. Bases 20 to 1066 code for a protein of 348 amino acids.